This is a messenger RNA of Drosophila eugracilis, 1030 nucleotides long. RefSeq names its product parkin coregulated gene protein homolog. Bases 81 to 1025 code for a protein of 314 amino acids. The record is from RefSeq and is a predicted model, not a curated record. NCBI's taxonomy places the organism in Eukaryota, Metazoa, Arthropoda, Insecta, Diptera, Drosophilidae. Gene Ontology annotation, molecular function: Hsp90 protein binding; Hsp70 protein binding. The transcript has 5 exons.
CAGGAGUGCCAGGCUAGAAAAUUCCUACGCUCGGCAGUUCGCUGUUUACACUACGUGGCUGCACAUCGUCGUACUCCGAAAUGGCCAUGGCCCAAACGGCUCGCACCGCCACGGGAAGGCGUCCGACGCACGACUACCAUAGCACAACCAUUUCCCUAAAACAGUCCCGCUCCAAGUCCGCUAAUCCGGCGCAACUGCGUCCAUUGAGCGGCAUCCACGGAGCGGCCGUCUCCUCCCGCCCGCGCUACGUACCACCAUUUUCGAUUCAGUCGCAACAGAAGAAUACCGUCGUCAUCGACGGACCUAUCCAUGAGUCCGCCCCCAAGACAGCCAGUGCCAGGGGACGAGUCCCCAACCCGAAAAUUCUGAGACGGCAGCAAAAGUCAAUGUCCACCUUUAAUUUGGGUCUGGGGCUUAAUGGAUCUACUGUUGGAGGUGGUAAUGAUCCCGGCCGGGGAACCCUCUUUCGGAUGUACUUCGACCGUGGAGACCUGCCCAUUAAGAUGGAGUAUCUCUGCGGUGGCGAUAAAAUCGGCUGGACGGUGGACAUCGAAAAGCUGGACUACAGCCUCUAUCUGCCGCUCUUCUUUGAUGGACUGGCGGAGACUAAGCACCCGUACAAGACAUAUGCCCGCCAGGGAGUCACGGAUUUGCUGCUGGCCGGGGGCGAGAAGAUACACCCCGUGAUACCGCAAUUAAUAUUGCCGCUGAAGAACGCAUUGAGCACACGAAACCUGGAGGUAAUGUGCACGACAUUGAAGAUAAUCCAACAGCUGGUCAUGUCCUCGGAUUUGGUGGGACCCGCCCUAGUGCCCUUCUACAGACAAUUGCUGCCCAUGUUUAAUGCCUUUAAGGUGAAAAACUUAAACUGCGGCGAUGAGAUUGACUAUGCCCAGAAGAACAACCUAAACCUGGGUGAUCUGAUUGAUGAAACGUUGCAGGUGCUGGAACUGCACGGCGGCGAGGAUGCCUUUAUCAAUAUCAAGUACAUGGUUCCGACCUACGAAUCCUGCUAUUUAAAUUGAAUUAC